Messenger RNA from Phymastichus coffea, 5205 nucleotides. RefSeq names its product protein flightless-1 (gene fliI). Gene Ontology annotation, cellular component: nucleus; cytoplasm; actin cytoskeleton. Lineage: Eukaryota; Metazoa; Arthropoda; Insecta; Hymenoptera; Eulophidae. The coding region runs from base 268 to 3984 and encodes 1238 amino acids. Gene Ontology annotation, molecular function: actin filament binding; phosphatidylinositol-4,5-bisphosphate binding. Gene Ontology annotation, biological process: barbed-end actin filament capping; myofibril assembly; actin filament severing. The transcript has 21 exons. The record is from RefSeq and is a predicted model, not a curated record.
UCGAUGACUACUCGUAGAAGAUUAAAAAUAUAACGCGCAGUGACUAAUUCUUUGCAUUUCCACGAGUAGAAAAACUGCAUUCUGCUCAUGAUUGCGACCUUCUUGGUCUGGCAAUCGUGGAUUUCGCGUAGUUUACAUGAUACACGACCUAACCUUCUGCUAGAUAGAAAAUAUUUUGAAAAUUGCUUCAUUAACACAAAUUGGAUGAGCUUAGCUUUUUUGUGCAUAGUAUGAUUUUAUUUGUUAGUUGUAUCUGAAGUAUAAAAAAUGGCCAAUACUGGUGUCCUUCCUUUUGUCCGUGGAGUGGACUUUAGCAAAAAUGAUUUUGGAGGAGGAAAGUUUCCAGAAUCAGUUCGUUUGAUGACCGGAAUACAAUGGCUAAAGUUAGACAAAACAAAUUUAGCAGAGAUUCCAGAAGAAAUGGGAAAGCUAUUAAAAUUGGAACAUUUGUCAAUCACUAAAAAUCAAUUGGAAAAACUUUAUGGUGAACUAACUGAAUUGAAUUGUUUGAGGACUUUAAAUAUACGCAACAAUAAUAUAAAAACCAGUGGAAUACCAGCUGAACUUUUUCAUUUGGAAGAAUUAACUACUCUUGAUAUCAGUAAAAAUAAUUUGCGUGAAGUUCCAGAAGGUCUUGAAAGAGCUCGUUCAUUGUUAAAUCUCAAUUUGAGCCAUAAUCACAUUGAAGCAAUACCAAACACACUAUUCAUCCAUUUAACUGAUUUACUAUUUCUUGACCUCAGUCACAAUCAAUUAGAAACGUUACCGCCUCAGACGCGUAGAUUGGCUAAUCUACAGACAUUAAAUUUAAGUCACAAUCCUCUUGGUCAUUUUCAGUUAAGGCAAUUACCGUCAUUAAUGAAUUUAACUACUCUAAAUAUGCGCAAUACUCAACGCACACUGAACAACAUUCCUUCUAAUUUAGAAAGUUUAACUAAUUUACAAGAAUUAGAUUUUUCUCAGAAUGAUCUACCAAAGGUUCCAGAUGCUCUUUAUUCUCUUCCAAAUCUUCGCCGUCUUAAUUUGAGUGAUAAUAAAAUCACUGAGCUUUCCACUGCUAUAGAAAUGUGGCAAAAAUUAGAAACCUUGAGUCUUUGUAGAAAUAACUUAACAGCAUUACCUGUUUCUCUUUGCAAAAUGUCAUCUUUAAGAAGACUGUAUUUAAAUGACAAUGAAUUGGAUUUCAAAGGAAUUCCAUCAGGGAUUGGAAAACUUUCAUCCUUGCAGGUUUUCUCUGCAGCAAAAAAUCGCUUAGAAAUGAUUCCUGAAGGUCUUUGCAGAUGCGGUUCAUUGAAACAACUCAUUCUAACUUCUAAUAGACUGAUAACUGUACCAGAUGCAAUACAUUUACUUACUGAUUUAGAAUGUUUAGAUUUAAGAGACAAUCCGAAUUUAGUAAUGCCUCCAAAGCCAACAGAAGUGCAAAGAGGAUCAGGUAUAGAAUUUUAUAACAUCGAUUUUUCUCUACAACAUCAAUUACGUCUUGCGGGUGCAAAUAUUCCAGCGCCAGCACAGACAGCCAACAGUAGCAAAGAUCCUAUUGCUAGAAAAAUGCGGCUGCGUCGAAGACGUGAUCAAGAAGAAGCUGACCAAGAUCAAGCAAAAAUAUUAAAGGGUAUGAAAGAUAUCGCAAAAGAAAAGAAUAAAGAUGGUAGUUUGGAAGAUGAGAAACCAGAGUCCUUGAAACCAAAGAGAUGGGAUGAAACCUUGGAAAAGCCUCCACUUGAUUAUUCCGAAUUCUUUGACGACGAUGCUGGUCGGACGCCAGGGUUAGCAGUUUGGGAAAUUGAGAACUUUCUGCCAAAUCAGAUAGAAGAAGUUGCUCAUGGUAAAUUUUAUGAAGGAGAUUGUUACAUUGUUCUAAAAACUAGUAUUGAUGACAGCGGAUCUUUGGUGUGGGCGAUUUAUUUUUGGAUUGGCGACAAAGCUACACUGGACAAACGAGCAUGCGCAGCUAUCCACGCUGUAAAUUUACGUAAUUUUCUUGGUGCUCAAUGUCGAACAAUAAGGGAAGAACAAGCUGACGAGUCAGAUGAAUUUCUUAUGCUUUUUGAGUCUGGUAUUACAUAUAUAGAAGGUGGUCGUACUUCAUCAGGAUUCUAUACAGUUGAAGACACGCCGAUGAUAACGAGGUUUUAUCGUGUGCACGGUGCCGGAGCUUCGAUACAUUUAGAACCAGUUCCCGUUUGCGCUGAAUCGCUAGAUCCUAACUAUGUAUUUGUUCUCGAUUGCAAUAAAUCAAUUUACAUGUGGUACGGUAAAAAUGCAAAGAAUACGUUGAAAUCAAAAUCGAGAUUGAUGGCUGAGAAAAUCAAUAAAAACGAGAGAAAAAAUAAAAGCGAAAUCAUCACUGAAAUGAUGGGAUCCGAAUCAGAAGAGUUUUGGAAGAGUAUAGGUGCCGAUGGUCCUGUAAAACCAGUGGAACAUGUUGACUCUGAUUUUGUACCUGUUACCCCGAGAUUAUACCAAGUUCGAUUGGGAAUGGGUUAUCUAGAAUUACCUCAAGUUGAGGUACCCCAUGCGAAGCUAGUCAAUAAGCUUCUUAAUAAUCGAAAUGUUUAUAUUUUAGAUUGUUAUUUGGAUGUUUACGUUUGGUUUGGGAAGAAAUCAACUAGAUUAGUGCGAGCGGCUGCAGUAAAGUUAUCUCAGGAAUUAUUUAAUAUGAUUCAGAGACCAGAGUAUGCAUUAGUUACAAGAUUGCAAGAAGGUACAGAAUCACAGAUAUUCAAAAGUAAAUUCACUGGAUGGGAUGAAGUUAUUGCUGUUGAUUUUACGAGAACAGCGGAAUCUGUUGCUAAAACUGGUGCUGAUUUAACGAAAUGGGCCAAACAACAAGAAACGAAGGCUGAUCUUGCUGCCUUAUUUAUGCCUCGUCAACGUCCAAUGUCUUCAUCUGAAGCAGAUCAAUUGAUGAAAGAAUGGAACGAAGAAGAUUUGGAAGCAAUGGAAGCUUUCGUUCUAGAAGGCAAAAAGUUUGUUCGUCUUCCAGAAGAAGAAUUAGGUCACUUUUACAGUGGCGAUUGUUAUGUAUUUUUAUGUAGAUAUUGGAUGCCGUUGGAUGUAAAUGAAAAUGAAGAUGGUGAUGAACAGUGUGAAGACGAUUUUCAAUGUAUGGUUUACUUUUGGCAAGGGCGAGAUGCUGGUAAUAUGGGCUGGCUUACGUUUACUUUCAGUCUUCAGAAAAAAUUCAAAUCACUGUUUGGUGAAAAAUUGGAAGUAGUGAGAACUCAUCAACAACAGGAAACACUGAAAUUUAUGGCUCACUUCGAAAAGAAAUUCAUUAUUCAUCAAGGGAAAAGAAAAGAAGUAAAAUCAAAUGAUGCAAAAAAGGUAAAGUUCUAUCACUUGAGAAGCAAUGGAAGUCCUUUAUGCACAAGAUUGAUUCAAAUUGCGACAGAUGCCAGUCUGUUAAAUUCUGCUUUUUGCUAUAUUUUAAAUGUACCUUUCAAUAAUGACGAUGAGUCAGGAAUAAUAUACGUUUGGAUUGGUUCUAAAUGCGAUCUCGAAGAUGCCAAGCUAAUUGAAGAAAUAGCUAAUGAAAAGUUUAAUAGUCCUUGGAUAAGCAUGCAAAUUCUAAAUGAAGGUGAUGAACCUGAAAACUUUUUCUGGGUGGCUUUAGGUGGCAAAAGACAAUAUGAGACUGAUGCUGAAUUUAUGCAAUAUACUAGAUUAUUUAGAUGUUCAAAUGAAAAAGGUUAUUUCACGAUUAGUGAAAAAUGCACAGAUUUUUGCCAAGAUGACUUGGCUGACGACGACAUUAUGAUUCUUGAUAAUGGAGAACAAGUAUUUCUUUGGCUUGGUACUCGAUGCUCAGAAGUAGAAAUCAAGUUAGCUUUCAAAUCUGCUCAGGUUUAUAUUCAACAUCUAAGGGUUAAGCAGCCCGAACGUCCUCGUAAACUAUAUCUAACGGCCAAAGGAAAAGAGUCACGUCGUUUUACCAAAUGCUUCCAUGGAUGGGGCUUGCACAAAAGACCUCCGGAAUAAGUCUGUUAAGAGCUUUUUCUGUUAACACUCCAUAAUUAAGUUUGUACGUAAUUGAUUUCAGCUCCAAUCAAUUUUUCAUUAUUGAGUUAUUUCAAUUACUCCGACUCUUAUUCUAACUUGAAAUUGAGUAACUUCUCAAGAGGCAUUUAUUUUUAUUUUACAUAUACAAAAAUUUUUUCAAAUUAACUUUUAAUUUUUCUGAAAAUCGUUAGUUGAUUGAAUACAAUAGCAUAUUAUUCUUAAAGUGCGUAUAUUAAAAUGACUGAGUAAUUAAAUUUACUACAAAAUAUUAUUUGAAAGGAAUGAUAAUUAAAAUAUACUCAAUGAUAUCUAUUUGAGCAAAUGAUGAUGGAUCAUUCUUAAUUUUGUAGAAUAUUGAAAAUCGCCAAAUUUGAACAAAAUUAAAACAAUGGAUUAUGUAAUUUAUUAUAAUUCAUUAUAUAAGUUUUGAAAGAUUUGACAUUUUUAGCAAUGUAUAUUUUACGCGACAUUGUUCAUAAAGGUAUUAUUAGAACUAUAGAUUUAUGUGAACUGUAUGUGAUUAAUAAAAACAACUACUUAAUUUCAACUAAAGGAAUACUUCUCAUACAAAAUAUAAUUCAAUGAUAAUUGGGGAAUGUAUACUUUUAUAAAUCAGAGAUAAACGCUGUUAUGUUCAUAAUUAUCAAAAUAAAUUUGAUAAAUGCCGUUGUUGUAAAUAUGUAUAGGGAAAGAGUGACAUGUAUGAUAUGUGAAAAUACUGCUAUAAAAAUAGUUGUGCAAUUGAGUUUAUAAAUUUAUCCAUCAAAUUUUUAUAUUGAAUUAUUUGAAUUUGAAACACUUAUUAAAACUAUAUACAUACAUCUAAAAAUUAUUUUCACGUGUGCUUGAGAACAAAUUAUUGAAAAUACUAAUAUUAUUGUGGUAAAUAUUGUCAGGAUUAAAAAUAAGUGUAAACCAGAGACUAAACAUUUUUUAUAUUGUACUAUUGUACAAGCCUUAUUUAUUUGUAACAUUUAUUUAAUUUUAAAACCAUAAAUAUUUAUACAUUUUAAUGAGCAUUGUAAUUAUACUUUGAAUGGUAUUAUUAACUGUACCUAUAAAUAAAUAAAUUGUACAAUUUGAGAUUGCAGCAUUUAUUAACAUCAAUAGAUAUGACAAAAAGGUCGUAAAGCUCAAGAGAUACCUAACACAGCAUCUAUAAUCAACAUCCUAUAAUUUUAGAGCAGAUAAUUGAUGAUC